UCGGAAUUUUCAGGGGCCUUUGACGUCUUGCGGGGGUGGUCGGAGGCCUGGCCUGAUUGAGCUGGUCGGGGACGGCCUGGGCUUUCAGCUUAUAUCUGGGCUUUCAAGUUCCUAGGUACCUUAGCUCUCUGUUUCAUGUGCAUGUUGCUCACGUUCGCAGCCCUGCUAACUGCCAGGCCGGGAUGUACCAACAGGCUACACACCGUACCUGGAUCAAUUUGUGAAUGGAGGAGACUGGUCCAUGCCUGCAUGAGGACAAAAGUCUCAUACCUGCUAUGGGCUGGCAGCAUUGGAGCUGGGUUAGCAAGAUCCUACGGACCUACCAGAUUGAAGCUAGGUGGGCCAAUCUUUAGGGACCACCUUCACCUUCAGUAGCCAAGCUAAGACUACAAAUCACGAAAAGGCUUCUAAUCAAAAUUACUGAGAGAGGAUCCACAUACUCAGCAGCAUUAUCCUAAGCAGGUAUCCCUCGUGUUUGUGAGGUAGGGCGCGCGCUCGGGCUUUGCCCCUGACUUUUCAUUGUGACUUUUCUGGUUCUCGUUCAUUUUCCUGGGAUCACCGAUCUUUGCAGUUUCUGACAAUAGGGACAGCCUGCAUACUGGGUGUCACCCCCAAAUCUGAUGGAAGAUAAAAAGCAGGACCUUGAAGCGCCGCCAGCUGGCGCUGAGAUCCAUGCUGGGUGGCGAUACGUGGAACACGUGUUUCCAGCUUCCUGGCAGCUGAAGCAUGCUGCGGGGCCAACGAGCAUUCUCAGCCCAACAGUGUCGGUCCACGAGGUACCGCACCAUGGGGUGCGCACAAUCACAACUGCAAGGAGGACAAGGAAAGGCCGGCAUCCAAUCAUUGAGGCCGUGUCGGAGGAGCGGAAGAUCGAGCAUGUCCGGCCGAGGACGCUGAUCCAUCCGUUCGGCUAUAAGCUAUGGGGAUGGGCGCCACGCAACAUCUCUUAUUGGGUUGGGGUGGCCUUCACGGUGGGGUCCAUAGCCUGGGUUGUGAACGGCACGUUUGCGAUGUGGCCGCUCAAGAAUGAGAGGGUCAACCUGUACGUUGUUGGCUACACAGCUGUCCUGGGAGGGUUCCUUUUCGAAGUGGGCUCCAUCCUGGCCUUUUGGGAAAUGGUCAACAGCAAUUGCAAGAACAUCGACGUGGGCCACCGCAUCGAGCACGACCCUGAGGGGCGCACCACACGCGUCUACCACAGCAAGAACGACGCCUCCUACCACCGCCUCGACGAAGCGGCGCAAUCGCUUGACGACAAAGUGCAGAACGGCACGCACUUUGGCGAUGGAGACGGGCUACACAACGGCCACGGAUUUGAGAACGGGGUUGUCGGUGAGGGGGUGGGCAAAGGGCGCGAAGCCCCGAUUUCAAGCAGGGCGGAGAGGCACGCGGAGGCGAAGCAGAGGCGGCGCAAGUGGCUGUGGUGUGCGUGGCGGCCGCGAAGCUUGUCGUAUUGGACGGUCACGUCUCAGCUGAUUGGUGCCACCAUUUUCGGCGUCCCGGCGUGCAUCACGGGAGUCCCCCACGUGCUGUGGUUCGACUACCCCCCGAGCCACUGGCAGGGCUGGCUCAUACUCUACUGGCUGCCGCAGAUGAUUGGUUCCAUCUUCUUCAUCAUCAAUAGCUACCUCACUAUGGUCGAGAGCGCGCACUCGUGGUUCGGGAUCAAGUUCUGGGACCUCGGGUGGCAGGCCGGGUUCUGGAACCUGUUAGGAGCCAUCGGGUUUCUGCUGUCCGGCCUCUUUGGCGCGCUCGUGUAUCCGACCGAGUGCUGCCAAAAGUGGGGCACGUAUUUCUCCACUUGGUGGGGGAGUAUCUUCUUUUUGAUCUCGAGUUACUUACUCAUACCUGAGGCGCUAAAUAAGUAGGCGGUAAACGAGAUAUUGCGUGUCCAUGCUCGCUUUUGACAUGUAAGCAGAUGCGUUAUUUUGGCGGCCUAGCUUGCAACGGAUAGUGAGAUCAGGAGGAAUAAUUUUGUCUCCAAUGCCGUGGUCGGAAGCGACCGCACUAGUAGCAAGGAUGCGUUUGUAAACGAAGAGAGUCACAGCUAGAGAGCUGCUCUACCGGAUUUUGUCACAACGGACUGGUCAAAGAGCUGCUAGGAUGUCGUGGGACGUACAUAAUAUCAUUCAAGUCGAGUUGCGGUUUGGAGUCGCUGGUCACGUUAGUGUCGACGUUUCUCAGUAACAGGCGCGCACUCGUCAAAAUGUAAAAGCAAGGCCGGGCACACGCCAGAAAUGUCGUCAAUUUGAGCCGCGCAACGUCUCGUUUGCAUGCUUAGAUGUUCUUGUCGCCCAUGCAGA
This is a messenger RNA of Klebsormidium nitens, 2303 nucleotides long. The record is from the annotation of a GenBank genome assembly. NCBI's taxonomy places the organism in Eukaryota, Viridiplantae, Streptophyta, Klebsormidiophyceae, Klebsormidiales, Klebsormidiaceae.